UCCUCUCUUCAACAUUUUUCACGCUCUUGCGUGAUCUUGAGAGAGUGAGGGAGGGAUUCGCCGGAGUGAAGCGGAGCAGUGAGCAAAGCGCAGUCAUGCGUUGGUACUUCGUUGCGGCGCUUCUCACUCUUCUCACAAGUUCUCAGGGAAUUCUGACAACUCUCUCCCAAACUAAUGGCAGAUAUAGAUAUGAUUACGCCACCAUUCCAUUUCUUGCAGAAAUCUUCAAGCUCCUGGUGUCUAGUUUCCUUCUAUGGCAAGAGUGUAAAGGAUCAUCCCCACCAAGGAUGACAACUGAAUGGAAGACUGUGCGGCUGUUUCCAAUUCCUUCUAUCAUAUACCUUGUCCACAACAAUGUUCAGUUUGCAACAUUAACUUACGUGGAUCCAUCAACUUAUCAAAUAAUGGGCAAUUUGAAAAUUGUCACAACUGGGAUUUUAUUUAGGCUGUUCUUGAAGAGGAAGUUGUCAAACCUACAGUGGAUGGCUAUUGUUCUUUUGGCUGUUGGGACAACCACAAGCCAGGUCAAAGGAUGCGGAGAAGCUACUUGUGAUUCCAUCUUUUCAUCACCUAUACAAGGCUAUAUUCUUGGACUGGUUUCUGCCUGUCUUUCAGCCCUGGCUGGUGUGUAUACUGAGUAUCUAAUGAAGAAGAACAAUGACAGCUUGUAUUGGCAGAAUGUACAAUUAUAUACGUUCGGUGCCAUCUUUAAUAUGUUACGGCUUCUCUGGGAUGAUUUUAGAAUUGGUUUUGAUAAGGGACCUUGGUGGCAACGUCUUUUUAAUGGUUACACUCUUACAACAUGGUUGGUUGUAUUGAAUCUAGGAUCAAGUGGGCUGCUCGUGUCAUGGUUGAUGAAAUAUGCUGAUAACAUUAUCAAGGUAUAUGCAACUUCGAUGGCAAUGCUGCUAACAAUGAUUAUAUCGAUAUAUCUUUUCAGUUUCCAGCCAACCAUUCAGCUUUUCUUGGGCAUCACAAUCUGCAUGAUGUCGGUGCACAUGUACUUUGCUCCUCCACAAAUGCUUAUCGAUAUGCCAACAGCACCAAAGACUGACCAUGAUACUCUCAAGGAUGUCGUCGUUGACUGAACAGUCGAAUCAUGUUCUUCAUUGAUUACCAAAUAUCAACACCGACAUUGACUGUUAAUCGAUUUCAGCUUUCACAAGAUGAAAUACAGGAAGCUUUUCCGACCAAUGAAGCUAAAUCCUUGCAAAGCCUGACCAGAUGGUGAACCUUAUUUGGAAGGAAAGAUAUUAUUUAGGAUUGAACCACAUAAUGCAAGCAAUGUGGACUUGAAAUUGUCACACUAAGUACACAUUUUUCUUUUUUUUUCUUUUCCCUUUUAUUCUUACUUAUCAUUGUUCUCAUUAAUCUAUUAGACUUUUAUGGACUCAAUUGUUUGAAGGAGUCUCUUUGUUAGGAUGAACUCUGAGAACAUGUGUUGAAUUGAGAAUUUAGAGAGUAACAUGGAUAAAAUCAUUUGGAUAA
Dioscorea cayenensis subsp. rotundata (Guinea yam) is the source of this 1488-nucleotide messenger RNA. RefSeq names its product CMP-sialic acid transporter 1. The transcript is spliced from 8 exons. The record is from RefSeq and is a predicted model, not a curated record. Bases 96 to 1088 code for a protein of 330 amino acids. Gene Ontology annotation, molecular function: pyrimidine nucleotide-sugar transmembrane transporter activity. Gene Ontology annotation, cellular component: Golgi membrane. Gene Ontology annotation, biological process: pyrimidine nucleotide-sugar transmembrane transport. Lineage: Eukaryota; Viridiplantae; Streptophyta; Magnoliopsida; Dioscoreales; Dioscoreaceae.